Molecule: messenger RNA, 1304 nt
Organism: Aegilops tauschii subsp. strangulata
Lineage: Eukaryota; Viridiplantae; Streptophyta; Magnoliopsida; Poales; Poaceae
Source: RefSeq, a predicted model, not a curated record
AUGCCCACUUGCUCUGCUAUUUCUCAGAAAAAAGGAAGACUGUACUACUUGGUCAGAGUACUUAUCCCUGUGGUUAGCUUCAUAUCACUCGUAUUGUUAAUUUACUUUGCACGCCUGGGGGCCAAGACACCAAGAAGAGCAUCCUUAUUGUUGCUUUAUUCUGGCAAUCAUUUUCCUAGACUAUCCUACAGGGAUAUAGCUCAAGCUACACAGAGCUUUUCUGAGUCUAACCUGGUUGGCAGAGGAAGCUACGGUUCAGUAUAUAGAGGAAAGUUAACUCAAGCAAAAAUACAAGUGGCUAUUAAAGUUUUUGACCUCGAUGUGAGAUACGCAGACAAAAGUUUCAUAUCAGAAUGUGAGGUUUUGAGAAGUAUUCGACAUCGAAAUCUUGUUUCUAUCCUAACAGCAUGUUCAACAAUAGAUAAUGAUGGUAACGCUUUCAAAGCUCUAAUUUAUGAGUUCAUGCCAAACGGGAAUUUGGACACAUGGUUACACACAAAAUCUGCUGGUGAAGGUCCAAGGAUUUUGAGCUUAGGGCAAAGAAUAAGCAUCGCUAUUAAUAUCGCUGAUGCAUUGGCCUACUUACACCAUGAUAUAACAAGAUCCAUUGUCCAUUGCGAUCUGAAACCCAGCAAUAUCCUCCUGGACACUGAUAUGAAUGCAUAUUUGGGUGACUUCGGCAUUGCAAACCUCGUCCGUAAUUCAAAGUCAACAUCAGUUGGGCAUUCAAGUUCAGCCUCAACUUCAGAUGGCUCAAUUGGAUUGAAAGGAACUAUAGGAUAUAUUGCUCCAGAGUAUGCUCAAACUGGCCAAGCAUCAACUUUUUGGGACGUUUACAGUUUUGGAGUAGUUCUUCUAGAGAUGCUGAUAGGUAAAAGACCAACAGACCCUAUGUUUGACAACGAACUCAACAUUGUCAAUUUCGUGGAGAGGAACUCUCCAGAUCAGAUACUGCAUAUCAUCGAUGAUCGUCUGCAAGAAGAGUGCAAGGGAUUCAUUCGUGCAACAGCGGAAGCAGGAAAUGUGGUAUAUCAGUGCUUGGUGUCCCUUGUGCAAGUAGCUCUGUCUUGUACCCGUCUGUUCCCAAGAGAGCGAAUGAACAUGAGAAAAGUAGCCAUGAAAUUGCAGGCAGCCAGAACAUCAUAUAUAUGUUGGAGCAAACAAGCCAGAGCAAGUUAAGCCACGCUAUAGUGAUUUGGCAAUUGACACUGAACUUUGUAUAACUUGUCUCACGUGAUUUGCAAUGUACUCCUCCUAGUGAUCUAAAAGGUCUUAUAUUAGCUUACAGAGGGAGUACCAUCGAG